Molecule: messenger RNA, 2282 nt
Organism: Toxoplasma gondii ME49
Lineage: Eukaryota; Apicomplexa; Conoidasida; Eucoccidiorida; Sarcocystidae
Gene: ISCU
Product: iron-sulfur cluster protein ISCU
Exons: 4
Coding region: 345-1004 (219 amino acids)
Biological process (GO): iron-sulfur cluster assembly; intracellular iron ion homeostasis
Cellular component (GO): mitochondrial matrix; cytoplasm
Molecular function (GO): 2 iron, 2 sulfur cluster binding; ferrous iron binding
Source: RefSeq, a predicted model, not a curated record
GCGUAAAGUUCUUUUCCGAAUUCCAACAGGGAAGCCUAUCAGCUGUUGAAAGAGUUUAACUAACGUUGACACGCUUCACUCCAUUAUAUGUUGUUCAGGCAAAAAGAGGAGUUUCUCAACUCACUUUGAUUCCUUGUCGUCGCACCGGCAGUGUCGCUUUGAGGGACCCUUUUCGUACGUCGAGCAUGUGUUUUUCUUCUUUACCCAGUGCAAACAUUUUCUAACCUCAAUCUUCAAUCGUUUCUCUCGCAAAUUUCCCGUGCGAAACUUCCGUUUUCGGCAUUCUUUUGGCGUCUGUCGUCUCUAGAUCCACUUGUCUCAGAACUGCGGGCAAUCAAUCACCCAUGGCGCUGGCACGCGUUCGACCGCUCUUUUGCACAGCAGAAAAAUGGACUUUUCAUCAGAGUCAGAGGCGCUUCGUUGCUCUUGCCAGCCCCUGCUUCCUCUCUACCGCUUAUGGCGCAGGUGUGAGCGCAUUCGCAAAAACAUCGCAGUUGCAAGGCUUUCCUCGAUUGGGUGGCCAGCAGCAACUGCGACGGUACAGCAAAAAAGUCCACGAGCAUUUCUUCAACCCCAAAAAUGCAGGCGCUUUUGACCUUUCCGACCCUGAGACUAGGUCCAAGGUCGGGACGGCGGUUGUUGGCAAGGCGGCUUGCGGCGACGUUAUCAAGCUUCAGGUGCUAGUCGAAGAUGGCAAGAUCAGAGAUGCGCGUUUCAAGACAUUCGGUUGCGGGAGUGCGAUUGCCUCUUCAUCCUACGCCACGGAACUCAUCAAGGGCAAGACAUGCGAUGACGCCCUUAAGCUGAAAAACACGGACAUUGCCGAGUAUCUCAACUUGCCUCCUGUUAAGGUCCACUGCAGUCUAUUGGCGGAAGACGCAGUCCGCCACGCUAUUUUGGACUACCAAAAGAAGCAGAAGACAACCCAAGUGUCUGGAUCUUCCACUAUGGAUAGAAGUGCAGGCGAGCAGGAGCAAGCCGCAUCCGCUGCACCUGCCCAGUAGUUGGUGGGGCGUGACACAAACGAAUGACACUGCGCAUGUGUGUCGCGAAAACAGGUUUUCCGUAACCGAAAGAAACCCCCCUUCUGACAGUAUGGCAAUACCGAGAUCCUCGACUCCGAAUGCAGGACAUGGGCAGUUCGCCCUGGGAUGGAGAGGCUUUCUAGGAUUUAGGUGGGUCUUGACGGGGGAGACCAAGGAUAAAAUGAAAAAGACGGAUCAUGUGUAGAAGUAUCAAACGGAGUUUUCGAGUGUUUUGCUGCUUCUUGUGCGGAGGGGGGGUUGCGAGUGAGCUUGUCGGGGAAUUUUGCGUAUAAUGGGGUGUUCUAGGAGUUCGUCGAAGCCUGCCACUGUGGCCGGUUCCUCGUGAGAGAAGAGCUAUUUUGUAAAGGGCGAAGCAGCACGGCUGUGGUGGAUUUUUUUAUGGCAUGUGGUGCGUGGUCGUAUUCUUGGGCCAAAUAGGAGAGCUGUCAGCGCCAAUCAUCCCGCGUGUAGCUUAUCUGCCUCUUCACGAUCUUCUAUUCUGGUGCAGAGCGCCCUAAAAGAUGUGAGCACGCCUAAAAUCGCAGCGCCCAUACUUUGAUUUAUUAAAGCUACAUUUAUGUAGGAAUUCAUAUAUAUGUAUAUAUCUGUUUUCAUACGCAUGGGAUUGUGUAGGUAUUUGCGCCCGUAUCGAUCUCUCUGCAUAUCCGUCUCUAUGUCUGCGUAAUAUGCACACAUACGCAUACGGCUGGGUGCAUGUAGCUUUCAUUUUGUGCUGGUGCAGAAUACAUUUACAUACAUAUAUGUAUGCACAUACAUGCAUACCACCUGUUUACGACUACGUGAGCAGAGGCGACUGAUGACGUGACCACGGCGAACUGGUUGGUCCGUGGUCACCUUUCUUACUAGCGACCAGGUGUAUUGAUUUUGCCGGUGGGUUCACUUGUGGCUGCUGAGGAACCAGGGAAGGCGUCGGACGUUUUAUGGGGCCGACGUGAAGGUCGUCUCUUGCAUCGCUGUUAGACUAAAAUGCCGGGCUGUUCCUUGUGACUACCAGAUUUUGGCGGCGCCUUUUCGUCGCUUUCAGCAGCUAUACUUUCGCACAAGUUUGCGACAGGUAACUGCAGUGUUCAGAGCUUGGUAAACGGGAUUUUUUUUUCUGUAAGAUACAUGCUGAAUGCAUGCCAUGUACCAUGAACAUUUUGCGGCCCGCUACGGGGCAACGGUGUUGCGCGAGAUUCAGAGACUCUCCUGCAAUCUUUGCAGUUCUGAAACUGCAUCAGGACUACUCAUUACGCC